AUGAUUGAAGUCAUUGUUAAUGACCGUCUGGGAAAGAAGGUAACUAUCAAGUGCCUGCCUACUGAUACUAUAGGUGAUUUCAAAAAAGUUCUUUCUAUACAGCUGGGUUCUUCCCACAACAAGCUAGUUUUACAAAAGGGGGGCUCCUCCUUGAAGGAUCUCAUUACGUUAGAAGAUUACGAGAUUCACGAUGGAACCAAUUUGGAAUUAUAUUAUUUGUGA
This is a messenger RNA of Eremothecium cymbalariae DBVPG#7215, 222 nucleotides long. RefSeq names its product ubiquitin-like protein HUB1 (gene HUB1). The transcript has a single exon. Gene Ontology annotation, molecular function: protein tag activity; protein binding. The coding region runs from base 1 to 222 and encodes 73 amino acids. Gene Ontology annotation, biological process: mRNA splicing, via spliceosome; protein modification process. Lineage: Eukaryota; Fungi; Ascomycota; Saccharomycetes; Saccharomycetales; Saccharomycetaceae. The record is from RefSeq and is a predicted model, not a curated record. Gene Ontology annotation, cellular component: cytoplasm; nucleus.